AUGGAGAAGGGGUUUAUCUGUGGAGCCUGUAACAUGGUGUUUCCCUCCACUGAGCUGCUGGAGAAACACAAAGCACAUCUCUGCAUUGGGAGGGAGUCGGCGCACUUUCAGGUAUCGAGGCACAACUCUGAAAUGGUCAUAAGACACAACGCUGAAGCUGCGGAACUAAAAAAGACAAGAACACCUGACCUUGUCCAGCUGAAAGGUCAGCGAGGGAACAUCAUCAGGUGGAAGAGUGUUGAUUCUGAGCCAGCGAGAGUAGAAGAUAAAGCAACGACCAGUCAGAUAGAUGGUGCUGCUCUGAAAACACUCACUGACGAGGUACAACAGAACCGAACCAACCUUCAUCCUUCACAUCAUGAUAGGUCAUGUGGGCGUCAGCUGGGUCACAGUGAGAGACUGAAGGCGAUGAGGGAAAUGGCGGAGCGCCAUGAGCACCAACUGGCCCUGAUACAUGCUCACAACCAGCAGCUGGAACAGCAGAGAGAUGAAUUGGCCCAGCAGGUAAAUGUCUUAACUGAACAAAGCAGUGUAAAACAUCUGGAGAGUUUACUGAAGGAGCUCCGACAGCAGGAGGAGAGGACCGAAGAAACACUGCAACAACUUACUGAACAUCUCCAAGCCAUACACGUACAAGAAGUGUCUGUACCUGUAGAUCAGCCAGAUCCACGCACGGAUCAAAAGAUGCAUCACAGCAACUCUAAUCUAGUUUCCUCGGUGGAUGGCCCUCUUUCUGCACAGAUUAAAGCUCUGCGUCAGGCCUACUUGCAGUCUGGUGGGUCAGAUCCGGCCAUUGUGGCACAGAUGAUUGACCUGCAGGCAGAAGCCCAGAGUCUGGAGAAGAGCCCACCAUCAGUCGCCCCCUUAGCCAGGAGGAGAAAGAAGGGAAAGCCUCCUCGAUGGGAUCUGAGUUGCAAGUUGUUGGCUGUGGAACAGAACAACCAGAGACUAGAGGAGGAAAUCAUCAGGAUCCAAGUGGCAAGGGAGAGACGACACAACCAUAUGAAGCCAUAUGGAGCAGUGAGGUCUGAACUUGAACUGCUCCAGAGGGAGAACCUUCAGCACAUCACCAGUCUGCAGGCAAAGAUGGAGCGAGAAGAACAACUGCACAGGAUGUAUAGACACCAGCCCCCCCACCUCCAAAACAAGACACAUCCACCUUUUUCCCUGCUCCAGGCCAGAUCCUCCUCCUCUUCACUGGGUAGAAGUGUGAUGGAACCAGUGGACUUACUCGGUCCGACUCCCUACGAUCCUGCAGCUGGGUUUCUGGUUUUCUAUGACCUGGUCCUGAGAGUUGAUGCCUCUCAGAGGGUGCUACGUCUCACGGCAGCAAUCUAUUCUGAAGGUCAGGCAGUGGAGGCGCCAACGUUGCUGCCUCCUGUUCAGUGCCUGCCCGGAGAGUCAGCGUCUUAUGCCCAGAGACUCACCACUGGAAACUAUGCCCUUCUGUCGUUCAAACAGCCGGUGCCCAGGAUUCAGCCAUCACCCUCCCUCUCUCUGGUGGUGGAGGUACAGGCAGCUGGAAAUCCUGACGUUUACAACCAGGAAGGGUUCAAACUGGUAUCAUGUGGGUGGACACAACUGGAGCUAUUUGACCAGUACAACCAGCUCAGGAGUGGCCACUGGAGGGCACCAAUACGCAGCCUCCCCAUUAGACCCUACUUAAGCCUUGCACAGCUCAACUCAGUCCCCCAGGUGGGCAGCAUGGAGUUAUGCCUGCGUUUGGUGAACAGCAGAGAUGGAGACAUGCAGACUCUAAUAAAGCCUGAUCCCAGCAGCACCAGCCACUACAAAUAUCCAGCUGUGGUGUCCUCUCUUCCUGUGAUUGUCCAUGGAAAUGGGUCAGUUUCAGCUCCGUGUGGAUCCCAGGAUUGUGAUCUGUCCUCCCUGCUAACCCCCCAUGACCAAGACCCUCCACCCACACCGGGCAGUCAGAGGUGA
Sphaeramia orbicularis (orbiculate cardinalfish) is the source of this 1941-nucleotide messenger RNA. RefSeq names its product coiled-coil domain containing 17 (gene ccdc17). The record is from RefSeq and is a predicted model, not a curated record. Lineage: Eukaryota; Metazoa; Chordata; Actinopteri; Kurtiformes; Apogonidae. Bases 1 to 1941 code for a protein of 646 amino acids. The transcript is spliced from 14 exons.